Xiphophorus maculatus (southern platyfish) is the source of this 1250-nucleotide messenger RNA. RefSeq names its product secondary ossification center associated regulator of chondrocyte maturation (gene snorc). NCBI's taxonomy places the organism in Eukaryota, Metazoa, Chordata, Actinopteri, Cyprinodontiformes, Poeciliidae. The coding region runs from base 179 to 535 and encodes 118 amino acids. The transcript is spliced from 3 exons. The record is from RefSeq and is a predicted model, not a curated record. Gene Ontology annotation, biological process: cartilage development.
ACACUGUCCGGACAGUCCUGCACACACCUAACCCCACCUCUUCUCUCACCGCCUUACCUCAGGACCUUUCUCCCUUUACGGCCCUCCUGUAUUCCUCUUUUCCUCCCCUCCUGGGUCAGCUACUUUCUGGAAGCUCCAGCCCGAGGCGUUUUGAAGACGCUCAACUGUUGCAGUUGCCAUGAUUCACAGCAGCGUCUGCAGGGUUGUCCUGGUCCUCUUCAGCCUCCUGUCAGUUCUUGCACACACAGAGACAGUGUUGGACCCUGCCUUAUCCAGCAGGGACCACCAGGAUGCCAUGUCUGGAGAUCCACCAGUGUGGAUCACUGAAGUUACAACCAAGAGCCAUUUCCUGGACAACCCAGGGCAGACCUACACCUUUGAUUUUGAAGACCCCACGCAGCCUCCGAUCCUGGACGAAGACGAAGGAGUUCUGGGACCGGGUGCCAUCACUGCCAUAGUUGUUGCAGUCUUCCUGGGAGCGUCAGUCCUCCUCGCACUCAUCGUCAUCACUAUCAGGAAAUUCACAGCCUCCUAGAGGGAAAGAAAGCAUCUCCCUUUUUGUAUGCAUGUGUGUGUGUGUUUGUAUUGCAUGAGUGUUUGUGUCUCUCUCUUUUGUCUUUCUCAUCAAACCCUGAGCUCGCCCCCUCGUAUUUCGUUUUGAGAUGAGAUGCUUUGUGCCCUGAAAGCUAGAAAUUGUGGCAGGUCCGUUAACUAAAAAUAAAACACCCCAGUUGCUUCUCGGCGUGGAUGAAUCAUAAAUACUGGCUGGCUCUACCAGUGCUUAUCGCAAGAUGGUGCAUUUGUCGGUUGUGCUCUUUUUACCUUUCUUGUAAUUAUACUCAUAAAAGUGUCUUAAUUGUUGUCCAUAACUUCUUACAUCUUUUUUUUCACUUACAGUGUCUUGAAAUGAACACUGCUUUGCUUAGUUCUUCGGGUUUCACAGGACCUUUGUGGCAGCAAACACAAAAACUCAGAACAAGUUUAGACACUUCUGUCCUUUGGAAACAUCUGGGGAGUUAAGAAAAAGAAGAAAACAUCUCUUUUAAUCCUUUUAGGGCAUAGAAAUUGUGGACUGGAUGUUUCCGUAGAAUAAAUAUAAAGUCAGACUUUGGAUGAAUGUUGUGUUCAAAUUUAACUCCAUAACCUGGUAUUUGUUUCUAUUUGUCUCAGAGUUUCUAGCCAACCAUUUAGAUGCCACCUACUUAUUUUUCAUUGGAUAUAUAAAAACAAUUAAAUAUUUUGACUGGUGA